AUGGUCAAUCUCAAGUGGUCUUCUCUCGCCUUGCUCGCCCUGCGCAUCGCCACCGCCUUCGCUGCGGAAGAUGUCGACUCCGAGCCCGUCACCGCCGUUCCGGUCGAGCAGCCCGAGCUCAAGGCCGAGAUCGAGACGACCUUUCCCGAUGCCGACAUCUUCGGCGUCAAGAUCGUCAAUGGCCGGGUCACCAAGGCGCUGAUCGAGAUCACCAACCAUGAGGACACGCCAAUUGACGUGGCCUUUGUCGGCGGCAUGCUCAAGACCACCAAGCCGCUGCCCGAGGAUGCCCCGGCCUCCGCCGCCAUCAUCCGCAACCUGACGGCCGUCCGGUACGACGUCUCGAUCGCCGCCGGUGAGAAGCACCAGCUUCCCUUCCAGUUCGUCCUCGACAUGAUGCCGCAGGACGUCCUCGUUGAGCUGGUCGCCAUCAUCACCAACUCGGCCUCCAGCCAGAUCUUCCAGGUCCAGGCCCACAGCGGCGCCGCGAGCAUUGUCGAGCCGCCUACCAGCCUAUUUGACCCCCAAAUCAUCUUCCUCUACCUCUUCCUCACUGGCGCGUUCGGUGCGACCCUCUACUUCGUCUACAAGACCUGGAUCGAGGCCCUUUUCCCGCAGGCCAAGGUGGCGCCGACAGGCGGCAAGAAGGCUGCGCGCAAGGCCGCCAUCGUCGAGCCCGAGCCCCAGUCCGGCUACGACUCGGCCGGCGCCACCAGCGGUGGUGACGGCUCCAAGAGCUACGACGAGAGCUGGAUCCCCAACCACCACAUCAACCGCCCCGUGGCGCGCCGCGUCAAGAGCAGCGCCAGCGGCAAGACCAAAUAG
This is a messenger RNA of Chaetomium globosum CBS 148.51, 825 nucleotides long. RefSeq lists its product as uncharacterized. Bases 1 to 825 code for a protein of 274 amino acids. The record is from RefSeq and is a predicted model, not a curated record. Gene Ontology annotation, cellular component: endoplasmic reticulum membrane; endoplasmic reticulum. NCBI's taxonomy places the organism in Eukaryota, Fungi, Ascomycota, Sordariomycetes, Sordariales, Chaetomiaceae. The transcript is spliced from 3 exons.